AUGUCGCCCGCCUUCGGUGCUCCUUGGGUGGCCAGACCUGGGCAUACCUUCUUCUGGCAGGUCUCUCUCGUGGCCAUCAUCGCCUUUCUGAGCCUGCAUCUGCGGCCCACAGCCGCUGCCACGGCAGACGACACCUGUGUGACACACGACCAGCCAAACCCCAUCUUCCAGGACUAUCCGAACAACGCCACGGGCGUGCUGAACAUGACGCUGGCCAUCAUCCCUAUUCCUCUGGCCACGGCCCGACAGAUUAUUCCGGCGCAGUAUGCCAUCCUUGAGAGCGCAUAUCGGUCUCUGCUACCUAGCUUCCCGCCCGACAUGUACCCUGUGCUGCUCCAGGCCGGCCACGACCAUGAUAUUCGUUUUCAGGAGUUCACCAUCCCUGAUUUCAGCAGAUCCGGUUUCGAGUUUCCCUUUCUGGACCUGCUGGGCGACGGCUACUCUGUCUUCCGCUGGGCUCCAGAACAAAUGAUCACAGCGUCCAACAAGGCCGCCAUCGACGGCUCGGAGGCUUACGGCACCGUCGUCCACCCUUCGACAUUUGCGCCCCAGUGCGAUGCCUACGCGACUCUUCCGGGAGGCAACACCUUCUUCAAGGCUACGAGCAACUCAACCUACAUGUCAUUUGCGUACAGUCGCCUGCCGUCCUGCAAGGCAGUGCCGUAUCCACUAUCAUUCUUCAAGAAUGUGACGAAUCAGCCCAUCUUCGUCAACGGCAAACAGUGCGACCAGAUGAUUCGUCUCUUCGACACACCACUGUCGAAGGGUGCCUUUGCCCCGGCCCCCGUCAAGGCCACGAUCGAGGCAAAUGUCGGCCCCUUUCCCAGCGCAACAUUCUUCAAUGGAGUUUUCGGCUUCCAAGUUGCAACCCCCUUCAUCGAGAACAAUUACCUCUCAUGUGAUACCCUCAAAGGCUACCAAGGCGCAACCCUCUGAACAAAGCCACGAUGAAUAUUAUAGACUUCUUUGUUCGCUCUUCUUUUUCAGGCGUUCCUCCUCCAUCUAGCUAGACGACACCCAUGAUAUCAUGACGAAUGACCUGGGGGCCCUCAUGGACACAUGGAUCCGGCAACCGGAUCCAAUUGGCGGCCAAGCCACAAUUCAAAUUAUUUUC
Verticillium dahliae VdLs.17 is the source of this 1114-nucleotide messenger RNA. RefSeq lists its product as uncharacterized. The record is from RefSeq and is a predicted model, not a curated record. NCBI's taxonomy places the organism in Eukaryota, Fungi, Ascomycota, Sordariomycetes, Glomerellales, Plectosphaerellaceae. The coding region runs from base 1 to 936 and encodes 311 amino acids. The transcript has 2 exons.